Messenger RNA from Penicillium coprophilum, 1668 nucleotides. RefSeq names its product F-box protein. The transcript has 2 exons. The record is from RefSeq and is a predicted model, not a curated record. Gene Ontology annotation, molecular function: protein binding. The coding region runs from base 1 to 1668 and encodes 555 amino acids. Lineage: Eukaryota; Fungi; Ascomycota; Eurotiomycetes; Eurotiales; Aspergillaceae.
AUGGCUGGGUCUAUAUUCCCACCAGAGCUUUGGUUGAUGAUUAUCCAGUAUCUUCGUGAUGAAGAAAGUCCACAGCAUAUCAGCAGACUGGCACAGACAUGCAAGUUUUUCCAUCAAGAAAUCAACCAUGUUAUAUAUCAGUCUGUCCGACUGAGGCGGGUAGAAAAUGCUCGCCGUUUUGCAAAAACUGUGUCUAGUCGCCCAGACUUGGCGGCACUUGUCAAGGAAGUGCGGCAUGCCGAUGAUCUGGGCUUUUCCGACUUUGCUGGCCACUCCGAGCCAUUUUAUCAAGCACUCACCAAGUUGCAAAAUCUGCAAACACUGGUCAUGAGAAAGGAAUACUGUUUAAGCCAUGAAUACACACCAGAAGCGGCACUCCAGGAAGUGCUUACCGAUAUUUGCCAUGAUGCCCAAGACUCAUAUGUGCGAGAAUCGUGUUUGGAAGAUCUGAUGAUGGACAUGGAAGCCCAAGGGUACCCUCUUGGCUCUGCGUCAGAUCCGUUCGGUCUUGGAUUUCAUCCUUGGGGAGAAGAUUUCUCGCUUCACUGUUGGGCAGAAGAUUUGAUAGAGGGCACAUAUUUUAGCAGAGACAAUCUCAAAGACUUGAUUUCAGCACUGCGGACAUGUCACAUUGGAACCGACUCAGACCUCGACCCUAAUCCGAAGAAGAACAGGUAUCAGCCUUCUGUCGAAUUUAAUGAAACGAUUUUUACACUGCCCCGGUUGCAAAAGCUUUGCAUCACUGGUGCUAGGUUUCGGAAGUUUGGAUUGCGAGAAGCAUCAAUUGAAAAUUGUGCCACGGACCUAAGAGAGUUGCUGCUCCUAAACUGUCAUGUCUCCACUGAAGAUCUUGAGCUAAUCAUUCGAUUUCCCUGCGCCUUGCAACGAAUAACCAUCAGGGUCCCUCUUUCGCUCAAAUCUACCUACGAGGAAGACUAUUAUGUGUUCUUCAUCGAGGAAUUGAGCGCCCGGCAUUUUGAAUCCUUGGAGUACUUGGAUUUGGAUAUUUACGGGGGCACAGACCACGGAUUCGGUCUCGAUCCCUUUGAUGUCCUCAAGGAAAUCAUAGUCACACCCCGUUCCAUAACAGGGAGUGCCGGCGAGGAGAUGAUCCUGCCACAUAGUCUCCAGAGACUUACGAUCCGAUACGAGGAAGGCACUUGUCUACCACUAGCAUCUAUCCUCGAAGACCUCGAGAAUAAAUACCUUCCCAACCUGCGCACUGUGAUAUGCCAGAUACCUGACAAAACCUGCGAAGGUACAACCAGCUCGGAGGUACUCGUCGAAGCUGAAGCUUUCAAAUCUAGAUUCAAAGAUUUGGGGGUAGACUUGUCAACAGAGCUCGUUCCAUAUCCUCUGACCAUGCCAAAAUAUGACGUCUGUCCUUGUGAAAACUUAGCAUUCUUUCAUAAAUUUCCCUUCCACCCCCGUGUCGAGCCUCGCCCACAAAUCGUGCAGGCUUCCAAUGCAACCGCUGCAGGUCAAAAUACGGCACCCACUCAGAGCAACCCUACGACUGGUGGCGUGCCCUCUUCAGAUAAUGAUGAUGAUCCAUAUGAUGGUGACCCUCCUUACUUGUACGACAUCAGUCUGAGCCCACUUUCUCCUCCCCGAAUGCCUGCAUUCACGGAUUACGACGACUAUUGUGAUUGGGCGUAUGGUCGUUGA